Bombyx mori (domestic silkworm) is the source of this 12844-nucleotide messenger RNA. It is a transcript of the gene Deaf1, whose product is annotated as deformed epidermal autoregulatory factor 1. Lineage: Eukaryota; Metazoa; Arthropoda; Insecta; Lepidoptera; Bombycidae. Gene Ontology annotation, molecular function: DNA binding. Bases 628 to 2010 code for a protein of 460 amino acids. The transcript is spliced from 5 exons. The record is from RefSeq and is a predicted model, not a curated record.
UAAAUUUAAGGCAGGAUUGAUUUAUUAUCAAAUAGGAACAUCAACUAAAAUGCUAUUUACGCAAUAAGAUAAAUUCAAGUGAAGUAUGUACACAGUUUCAAUUUUAGAAUACGAAAAUACACUAAUGCAAAUUUCUACUUUGUUGAUAAUAUAAAUGUGUUCUAUCGUACAUAUUGAAUUUUCAAUGUCUGUUUACGAGUUUUUUUACUGGAAAUUACAAAUAUGAUACUUAUUUACAUCAAAUUAUUUAAUCUAAUACUUAUUAUUGUUUAUUGCUCCUUUGAACCACUACAGAGGAAGACUAUAUGCAUCAUGUAACCUUCACAAUGAUAAUAUUUCACAUUAAGUUUAAAAGAAAAUAGAUAAUUUAAUUAGUAUGUAAUAUUAUGAGAUUAUUAGCAUUUCGGAUGAUAUUUGAUAAAUUUUAAAUUUGCCGCUUUUACUUAGUUACGAGAAGUUACGUGAAAUGAAAUGUUUCUAUUUCGAUUUAAUUAUGGCGGACGAUGAUUGAACGAUAGCAUAUCUUUUAUUUAGUAGGAACGAAUUAAAGUAAAUAAACGUUAAUGUAAUUGUCGGAAACAGUCCAACACCGUGAAGGUGUAGUGCCGGGGUGGGCGGAUACAAGAUAUGGCCGAGAAUAGAAGUUCGGACAACGUCGUCAUGCCGGACAUUACCGAAGUAUCCGAAGCCGAUCCAUUGUCGACGGCGACCGAGCACGACAACGAGCGGGUGGAGGGCACGUCUGUGUUGUCUACCACCAUCAAAAACACCCGGCUGUCCAAUGAUUCUAACGGAGUUGUGACUGUACCAGUCUCGUUGCCAGUUGGGACGCUCAUCGCGGGUACCACCUUCAACGUAAUCACGUCAGACCAUUUGCCGCAUUUCAAGCCAAUGAUCUGCGUUGACAAUGGUUUUAUUUCGGGUGGGCCAGUGAGCGAUGAGUUAAAAGCAACACACAUCGUCAUCCAGAACCCUCCUUCUCCUACUCGAACUAAUUGCGAGGAUGUGGUGGUAGCUGCGCCUGCGCCGCGAUCGAUGAGUGCACGAUCAUGGACGGAGACUGCGAACAUGCCAGUGCUGCCGGUACGCUGUAAAAAUACAUCAGCAGAGCUCCACAAAAAUAAAUUCGGUUCAGGGGGCAGAGGCAGGUGUAUCAAAUACGGCAUAGAGUGGUACACUCCUAGUGAGUUCGAAGCUCUAUGUGGCAGAGCCUCUAGCAAAGAUUGGAAGAGGUCUAUAAGGUUUGGUGGAAGAAGUAUUCAAGCUCUCAUUGAUGAGGGUAUUUUGACUCCACAUGCUACAAGCUGCACUUGCGGAGCUUGCUGUGAUGAUAAAUCUGCCAUGGGACCAGUGAGACUAUUCACUCCAUAUAAAAGAAAGCGAAAGGAAGAAAGAAGUGAGAAGAAACCAAAAAUUAAAAGAGAAAGCAGCAUUGGAGAGAGUGAAGUGGAUAACAUACACCAGAGCAGUGAGAAUAGUCACUCAAAAGAAGCUUGGCAGAGCAUCGCUGAGGGUUUGGAAACUACUACCGAUUACCAGAUACUGGGGAACCCUGAAAUCAAGACUGACCCCCCUCCAAAUGUACCAGACAUGAGCGCUGUUUUAAAACGUCUAGAUGACAUCAGUGAAACCCUAGUGAGGCUGUCCACGGAACUAAAGCAAUGUGUAGAAGAUGUUAGACGGGUCAGUGCUCGACAACUAGAGCGCUUGGAGCAAGAACGGACGUCAGCCCUACUCGCUGCCAGUGUCGAUGAUCAGGUUGAUCCUGAGCAAGUAUUAUUGCAUAAUGUUGAAGAUACAGAAUCUAAGAAGGUACAGUGCGCUAAUUGCAACCGUGAAGCAUCAGCAGAAUGUUCUUUAUGCAGGCGUACACCAUAUUGUUCCACAUAUUGUCAGAAGAAGGACUGGGCUUCACAUCAGAUUGAGUGCCUACGAUCGGUGCCAGCAAUACAUACUGAUGCACAACAGCACCAAUCAAUAAUGCUGAUUGUUGAAAGCCAGCACCAAUAGAAGGCAAAAUUAAGUCAUCCUUGAACAAUAAGAUGAUUUCUUUGAAAAACCUAAAUUGCGGUCAACGGGAAGAUCACAUUAUAUUUGGAGAAUUUUUUUGACCCGACGUGAACUUAAACAAACAUUCUGAUAGUGAUAAAUUCAACAUUUAACAAUAUCUGUUUUGAUCUUGAAGUAACUGAAACAAAGAUAAAAGUUGUGUGUAUGUCGAUAAAAAAACAAUGUAUUGUAACAUUCAUUUUGACGGGAAUUUCCAGUCAAUUCUAGCAUAACAUAGCCAGUACAUUAAGUAUUGGAACAUGAAUACCUCAUUCACCACUUAGAAAAUGGUAAAUUAUACCAGUGCUAUUGUUACCACCGACGCUAAUGCUAUUAUGGCCUCCAGUGACGACCCUAACACAUUGACCGUCAUAAAAAAAUCGAGUAUUUUCAUUCAGGCCACUGUGCUCACCAGUGAGCCUUAUCUUACUGAACCAUUCGGGCCAUGAGGGUCAUCUGUGGGCCGCGUGAGGGUUCCAACGUAAACGCUUCCUACAGGCUAAAGAUUGCAGCUAUCAAGCAAAACGCGUAUGAAAGUGAGCCACGUGGCCCUUUAGCAGAAUCUAACGACGUGGUUUUCAAAUCCAAUGUAAACUUUUAGUUUUUAUCAAGAUAUAUCCUUUAGCGUAUUAAAAUAUCUUAAAACGCAUUUAUAAAAAUUAUCGCGUUUUAUAUUUUAUAAUAUAAUGAACAUUUCAAGUUGAUAAAAAUAACUGAUUCCCUGAUUUUGGCCUGGCCCGAAUGGUAUAGCAGGUUGCAAAGCGUUUAGCGUGUUAACUGCUAACAGCAAUGGGUGGACCAAGCCCAUUGGCGUUAGUGAACAAACACUAUUAUCGACCUUUCAUUGAUGCGUACGGAAUUAAAAUAAUUAUGUAAUUAUUGUAAAAUUAAUUAUUAUGUAAUAUUAUUCCUAAGUUCAGAGCCAGGGUUGAGUAUAACUAAUGCCAUGCUCUUUUCUUGUAAUAUUUUGUGAUAAAUGAAGUAAGAAUUUAUCUUAAUCUUUAUGUUUGAGGGGCUUGUUAAAUAUUUGCUCAACGCUUAUAAACUACGAAAUCAAUUUGAGACUCAUGACAAACAUCAUACUUUUAGUACUAAAUUAAUGCUUUAUAAUUCACAAUGUCAUUGUUUUCUAUAUUUUUAUAAUUAAUUAUCUUUUAUUUUAACGGGAAUUAUAUUUAAAUGCUUCUUCUUAAUCUGGAACUUUCAUCACAUAGAAAGAAGUUAAAAAAAUGAAAAAUCACAAAGAGAACUCUUGUAUAUUUAAACAAUUAAGUUGAGUAAAAUAACAUUUAAUGUAAGCCAUAAUUAUUUGACUCUUUGGUCUUCUUAAAUUUAUUUGUAUAGGUUUUUAUGAGUUAAAGCAAGAUUUUAAAAUCCGACUUGUGAUCAUGAAUAUAAGACGUCUUUUCUUUUAGUUAAAUGGUCAUAUUAUGAUGUUUAUGAAAUAAGUGAUAAGCACUAAUCUCAGUAGCAACAUAUAUCAUAUACCUUAGAAAUGAAUAAUAAAACAAACUUGGAUAUAUUUUCUGCUUUUGUUCAUAACAAUGAAGAGUAAAAUUAUUAUUUUAAGUUCCAAAUUUUUUUUAUGUUGUUCAGAGUAACAUUAAUUGGAUUCGACUCGAAAAUAUGAUUCUGUGAAAAAACGUUUGUGUGUAAAUUAGGUUAUAUAUUAUGUAAUGGAAGUUCGUCGAAGCAUUUACUAAUGUCUUCCAAUUGUAUGUACUAUUAAUGUACCAGAAUUGUAAAUCGCUUUUUUUUCUUUGAAAUUUUCAAAGCCAAUUACUCAUUACCGCCUUAACUGAGUUGCUUAAUGCAUUCCUCAGAGAUAGAUAUCACUACCACCAUAAUCGAUUUUUCUCAAGAAUAAUGUGUACCAUUAGUUAUCAAACAUUAUUCAGCUUAUCUUUGCAAAUAUUUUGUUCAGAUCUCGGUCUUAACUUACAUGAAAUUUAAACUAAUAACAGAAAGUAUUUUUUUUUAAAAUACAGCUGAGUAUUACUUACAAUAAUUUGAAACAAUAUAUCCAUUUUUGUGAUUAAUAUUUAGCAAGAAAACGGUAUUUUAAAUUUUAUUUUCUCGUCGCUUCGAUAACAUCCAAUAACUGUCGUAGACGUUUUGUAGAAUUGUUAAGUACAGUUAAGUUUUAACUCUGAGAACUUGCAUGAAUGCAGAAAAAAAAUCCAGUGUAUCUUAUUUCGAAACUACAUCAGUGGUCGGCAACUUAAGGCCCUUUGACUCCCCAGCCACGGCUCUUUCGCGAAAUGCUUAAUUCAGGUACGGAAUUUGUACGGAUUAUGUAAAAAUUUUCAAAAUUUAGGGUUUUAAAAAUAUAUGUUAAAAAAAUGGAACUUUGAAUAAAUUUUAAUUGUGUUAUUAUGUUCACUAGGCUAGAGUUUUCUGUCAACUGCAUCAUUAUAUAUUUUCAUUAUCAUUCGCCUCUGUAAAUUUCUCAAUCUGUUUCCGUCGUGGACAUUCCGUACAUUAGUGCAUUGGCUUCCCAUAGCAGACUUGAUGUAGUCCGCAGGUUUGGCCUGGUUCUCUUUAUCUUAAGCUUUUUGUUGUCCUCUCCGCUUGACAUGAUCGACCGUAGAUAUUGUAUAGCAGCUAGAUAGAUAGGAAGAUUCCUAACCUUCUAACCGAAACAAUUGACUGCUUCGUCAGAAUGGUGCCACUUAUCUAGCGGUGCCGACUUGUAAUAAAUACGCCCUACUACUAAUGGAGAGACUCUUAGUGAGAGGUAAAGUGGAUGGAAGACUAUUCAGAGGUCGGAGCAAAAAACAUAGAGUGACCAGGUUUCCGAACAUCUGGAUACGAGACUGAGCCACGGACUUCACUGUGCUACAGACCGACAUAAGUGGCUACAAAUUACAAAAAUGCUCAGUAAUGAGCGAUCGACUGAAGGAUGAGGAGGAUUAUUAGUGACUUGCUGUACCCGUCCGCUUCGCUGGGCAUUUAAAAUUAACAUUAUUAUUUAUUGUCAUUUAUUGUUAUUAGGGAGUCCAACACUCAUAUAAAUAUUAGCCUAUCCAUUAAAUACAUGUAUUUUCUAUAUGGAUACCAAGUUUCAAGUCAAUCGGAUGCACGGUUCAGUAGUUAAAACGGAACAUCGUAAAAACCACUGUAGAUUUAUAUAUUACUAUGGAUAUGGAUUAUUAUUAUAUUGAAUUAAUGAAUAGCCUUUUAUUCAGAUCCAUAUUACGAGUACAAUUGUAUAAUCUAGACUUUUAUUUGGAUUUUACUUAGUUUCUGUACAUCUGUUUGUAAAUCGACAAAGGCCUCCUCCGACUGCGACGUAUAUUUUUGUUUCUUUGUAGUUAUUUCUCUGUGUUGUUGGAGGGUUGUGGUCUUUAUCCCCCACGAGGACCAGUCAGCUUGAGGGAAAACGUGUUUCUUCUGUAUGUUUAUUUUCGUAGUUUGUUUGGAUUUUCCGUUUACCGGUUCAUUGCUAUUGUGUAUCGGGUGUAGGCCGUGUAGGUUUGUUGGUAAAAAGUGAGUACUGAGUCUCAUUACAUCGAAGGCAUUUAUCCUGCUAACUUUGGCAGAGCAUAGUGUGCUGUUUUCUGGGUUGUCAUUAGGAGAGUGACGGUGAGAUCGUUGGUUUUUCUUUUCCAUUUUUUAGUUUUAUUUUAUUUUAUUUUUUUAUUGUUUAGAUGGGUGGACGAGCUCACAGCCCACCUAGUGUUAAGUGGUUACUGGAUCCCAUAGACAUCUACAACGUAAAUGCGCCACCCACCUUGAGAUAUAAGUUCUAAGGUCUCAGUAUAGUUACAACGGCUGCCCCACCCUUCAAAUCGAAACGCAUUACUGCUUCACGGCAGAAAUAGGCAGGGUGGUGGUACCUUGUCAGCAAUUGUCUUACGAAAUCGAAUACGACACAUUUGGAACAGCAAAAAAAGGCGUUUUAAAUACUGUCAAUUUUAUUUUAAUUGGUCAUCCAUACUUGUAAAGACACGGGCUGAUAACAUUCCAUUUUGAAAAAAAAACACAUUGCCUUUUUUAUUUCUGUCGUUCUCUUGUUUGAAAUGUUAUCACGAAAUCCGAAUUGUUGAUGUUAGUUGUAAAAAAAACUAAUAAAGAUGUGAUAUAUUUUGAGGAAUUUGUUCACGUUUGGUUGGAUCACGUGUCACCACAGGCUGGGUCUGUGUGAUGCAAAACAUCUGCCUGACUACGCGUUUUCUGGUCGCCUCUCUGUGUACCUACCUAUUAUUUCCUUAUCGAUUUGGAAUUAUUUAAAAUUUUAAUUUAGCAAAAUGCACCGUUGUUAUUGAUGCCAUAUCCCACAAAAGGUUUCUUUUUUUAAAACAUUGAGAGCGAAACUCCAUAAAAUAUUUGAAGACUAUUGUAACGGCUUUGUUUUGUGGUAAUUAAUUUUCUUUCUAAAAGGGGCGAUGUCUGGAUAUUGCGGUGAACGAAGAGGAGAACUUUAUUUGGUAGCUCCUCUAGUUUGGUCACAAGCUGACCUGUCCUGUGGGUCGACCUAAACGAACAAAUUCGCUUAUAGUAAAUAACAAACUUUGUUGAAUGGCGAACUUUUAUAAUGAACGUUCGAUUUUUCGUACAGACUAGUGAAGGUAUAGUUAAAAACACCAUAUUGUACCGAUUUCGUAACGUAAUGUAGAAUUCGACAAAUUAUACACUCUAACCAGUUCACGGCGUAUUUACUUACCGAGGGAUCCUUUGUUUCAAUUUGAAUUGUAUUGAAUUAUUUUGUUACUUUAAUUCUAUGAACCGUAACGUGGUUUAGGUUGUAACUUCUUGCGAAUAAAUUCUUUACACAAAGGUUUUAGUGCUAUCGCCUUUCGUUAGUUGUUUUUUUCAUACGUAGACGAAUAUGGCGAAUGUCAUUAACAAUUACAGUGAAUCCGUGUGCUUAGUGCGAGUUUUUUAACGUUCUCGUUAACGUAAAAGCUAGCUCAUAUUUGUAUGGAUUGGGAUCGUUUGCCUACGUUUGCCGCUAGGGGCGCUGUUCCAACUGCAUACAAAAUUGGCUUAACUUUUACUCUAUCGAGAACGUUAAACAACUCGCACUAAGCACACCGAUCGAGGAUCGAACCACAUGGCACAGCAGCUACUCACUAACUACUGCAUCUUUAUCUAUUUCAAGGGUUAGUGUUAACACGUUAGUGUUCCAGUAGUGGUACCAUUGGUACCUACUACUCGGCCUAAGUAGCACCAAACAUACCUUUUAGAUUUUAUUCGGAGUUCAGAAAUUUCAAGUGAAACAUAAUUAUAUUUUAUUGGAUUGGACUUGCGGGGUCGGCUUAUUGGGAUUCGAUUAUUGUAAGAUCUGAAUAUGGACUGUCAAUGUGUGUAAAUAAUGCGAGUUUUUUUUUUUCAUCCAACUAAGGCAUUUCCCAGGUUUGAAUAUUCGAGAGUUUACUCUGUAAUUUCUCGUUAGUCAGAAAAACAAAUCAAACGACUUUGUAUAUCUAGCAAUGAUUAAUUUCGGAGAAUUACAGAGACACAUAUUCUAAUAGAGGCGUUAAAAUUUAAUUUAAAAAAAUAUUGCAAAGUAAUCGUUAUAAUUUGAUUAACAUUUUCUAGUUUUCCUCAAUUGCGCGGCGGAUUCGUUUAUUAUAUUGAUCUUUGCAAAAUAUUAUCUAAAUCAAACUGCCCAAUUAAAUCUCGAAUCUUCUUUGUUACGAAACAAAAGUAUGAAAAACAAAAAUGUCUUUGAAAAUGUACUUGUCUUUUCAUACUUCAUACCAGUAAAACAUCCUAAAAAGUUUUUACGUGAUUUGAAAAUUCUGGUAACAAUCAAGCAUAAUGAAUUGAAUUGAUUUCUAUGUCUAAGUACAUUUCGCAUAUACGGUGCUAUAAAGUCACUUAUGCAAUAUUUGUUAACACUGAACAGUGUGCUUAGUGCGAGUUUUUUAACGUUCUCGAUAGCGUAAAAGUUAGCUCAUAUGUGUACGGAGUUCGCCUACGUUUGCCGCUAGGGGCACUGUUCUAACUGCAUACAAAUCGAGUUAAUUUUUACGCUUUUGAGAACGUUAAAAAAGUCGCACUAAGCACACUGAGUAUGAGAAAAUACAUUUUUUAAUAGUUAUUAGUGAGACGAGAGAGAUGUUUGCUUUUAUUGAUGGAGUUUAAAGUUGUAGUUUAAAUAUUAUCAUUUUAUUUCUAUAGCCUAGCAAAUCUAUGUAAGAAUUAUAUAAUAGGAAGUUGAAUUUUCCAAUGUUUCUCCUGAAAAAUUACAUAAUUUGCAUAAGUGACGUUAUCGCACCGUAGGUAUAUGUGCGAUAUGUUUAAGCAAUUUAUAUUGUGUUCCGUGUUCAAUUUAUAUGUGUGUAAUGACCAUUUUAUUAAUAUCUAAUAUCUUGUAGUAUUCUUGUCCGUACCUCGAUUGCAUUUUACUGGUGGUAGGACCUCUUGUGAGUCCGCACGGGUAGGUACCACCGCCCUGCCUAUUUCUAUCUGCCUAUUUCUGCCGUGAAGCAGUAAUGCGUUUCGGUUUGAAGGGUGGGGCAGCCGUUGUAACUAUAAUUGAGACCUUAGAACUUAUAUCUCAAGGUGGGUGGCGCAUUUGCGUUGUAGAUGUCUAUGGGCUCCAGUAACCACUUAACGCCGGGUGGGCUGUGAGCUCGUCCACUCAUAUAAGCAAUAAAAAAAAAUAAAAAAAAAACAUGUGGAAAAUAUUUUGUCAGUUUAUAUUUAUCAAGUACAGUCUGGCUUAAACUCGAAUUUUAAAGCGACGUUUAACAAAAAUGUGGUGAAUGUUUUCCUUAAAAUAAACGGCUGCGAUAAUUUUGGGUGUGACGUGUAACUUGCACCUGGCUAGUGUGUAUGCAAGAAUGUGCAAUUAUGUACGAAUAUAUAAUACGAACUUUUAAAUUGUUCUUUACUGGUGGUAGGACCUCUUAAGAGUCCACGCGGGUAGGUACCACCACCCUACUUAUUUCUGCCGUGAAGCAGUAAUGCGUUUCGGUUUGAAGGGUGGGGCAGCCGUUGUAACUAUACUUGAGACUUUCGAACUUAUAUCUCAAGGUGGGUGGCGUAUUUACGUUGUAGAUGUCUGUGGGCUCCAGUAACCACUUAACACCAUGUGGGAUGUGAGCUCGUCCACCCAUAUAAGCAAUAAAAAAAAAUUGUGGUACUUAUCAGGAUUUGAAUUAUCAACUGAUUAAAUCGUAUUUCUAAACUUCCUUCAAAUAUCGCUUAGUGUUAUGUGUACAGAAUUAGGAAUACAGUACAUUAAAACUAUCUUCUAUCAGUAGUAUCUUGUAUUGUUCACGAAACAUUUUUCCUUCGAAUAAUAUAUUUUUAUUAAAUGACCUUAAUCAAUGCAUAAUAAUAUUAUUAUAUAGUCCAGAAUGAGACUACAAGCUUUCGAGCUGAAAAUAUUUUAACGUGUAGUAUAAUUUAUAAUAAUUGUAUAUUAAAUUUAAGAUGUGUUUUCUGAGUGUUGUACGUUUUUAGAAUAAAUAAUAUAAGGUACAUAUUGUCUGAUGUAGUCUGAUAAUCAAGCAGAUGUUAACUGAGAAUUAGGAACUAAUCCACUUUUAUUUUGCUGACUGAUGAAACAUGGACAUUACUGUCGAAAUUACGAAAUUCUGCAUUUAAUUGCAUGUUUCGCGUUCUACUGAAGAUGCUUAUGCGCUCGGUAGACUGGUUAUACGAAUACUCAAAAUUGGCAGAUGUUAAUAGUGUAUUGAUAAUGUCAUUACCCGGUCUGCUUUUCAUGGUCAUUCUUGACAGACUGGUCAUAGUAUAGUUCUGAACUCACUAUGUAGAUACGUGGUCAGCCUACCCCUGAUUUAAUAUUUUUGGUCCAACCCUACAUCUCUAGAUGUACAAUGUAGCAAUUUAUUGAAAAAAUAUUUAAACUGGAUACAAUUAAGAAAUAUUAUGUGAUUGUCCAUAUUUUUAAAUUCAGCUACUUUAAUUGUUUUUUAGUUUUAACAUUUUGGUAAUUUGGUUUCUUUCUGCAUCAUAACAUCCUGCUAUUUUAAAAUAUGGUAUAAAAUACAAGCUUCUAUUAUUUUUACUUAUGAUAACAUUUGUAUUUUCUUUUCGUUUCAAUUGUGAAUAAAUAUAAAGUAAAGGUAUAAUAAUAAUAAACUUUAAUUAAAUACAAAUGUAAUUAGAAUGCUGUAUCAUAGAUACGUGAACAGUACUUAUUAAUUCAACGCUUUGUAGAUACAAUUUACUUAAAUACUACAUAUGUACAAUAUUAUCUACCAUAUACAAGAGUAUAUUUUACACAUAUUCGGUUUAAAUAUAAAAAUUAGUACGUUAAUAUUAAGGCUCUCAAAUAAAUAAUUUUAUAUUCGCCAUCGACGGUACUGUCUUAGACCUUUGUAGGUAUUCUUCGUGUAGUGAGAUUAGAUGUGUUGUUUCGGCUUAAGUAUUUUACAGCGUACGUGGAUGAUGUGUGCAGUUUUGGUAUAGAAAAAUAAUAUUUACGGUAUGUUCUUGAUUAGGAUGAAAAGUAUAAAUCGAACUGAUAAGUAAACAGAAAAGUGAGUAAGGAUUUUUUAUGAAACAUUUCGAAUUUUUGUCAUCGUAAUUUCUUUUAGACGUCUUUGUUCAGUUGCUGUAGUAUUUAAGGGUACGAUUUUCUACUGCGCAACUCCGUAACAACUGCAUUGCGAACGGAUGGAUAAAAAAAGGCACUCCCCUUUCAAAGUACGGGUGGCGCCCGGGAACCAAAUGUAUAAUGAAGUCGGGAGCUAUAUGCAACUCGAUGCAGCUCUGUAUUGAUUCGUCUGAGGCGAGGCUGCGUUGCGCAGUGCAAGUCUGGCGGCGCGCCUGUAUUCAGAACAAAGGAAGUUACAUUGUACCUACUUCCCGACACGUGUCCUUUGAACCCUAUGUAGGUAACUACUUCUCAUAACAUUUACGUUUUAUCAAUCACAGUUAUUUUAUGAAUAUUCUUACACAUAUCGCCACGAUAUUUAUUUAUUUAUUACACUUCAUGUAAAAUUUACAUUGGCGGACUUAAUGCCUAAGGCAUUCUCUACCAGUCAACAACCAAAGGUAGUGCAGAGUAAAUAGUGGUAGGUGCAAUGAAAUUUAUAUUAAGUUACGAAUACAUACGCAAAAAAAGUAUACAUAUACAUACAUACAUAUAAUACAUGUUUAAUAUAGUAAAGUAAAUUAAUUUAUCCCCAACCAUGUUCUUCAUGCAAACGAACAAAGAAAAAUCAUGUGCAUAUAUUUAUAUACAUGGUUACUUUAAAACAGUAGAUUAAUGUCUCUUGUUACUUUCGAAUAACACGUGCCCAACAUCCUCCGUUUUUGUCUGUAAAUGAACAAAGCUGAACGAAUACUUGUGGAUAUGGUUGUUAGCCCUGCCGAAACUUUAUUCUUAAUUAUUACUAACACGAUACCUACAUAAGUCAUUACCUAAAACCGUAUGUCGUCUUCAUUAGAUUUUAUAUUACGUACGUGAUGUAAAAAUAUUGUGUAUCUUUAUUAUUAAAUAGUUACCAUUGCGUUUGAACGUACGAGAAAAAUGUACUUCCAUUACCAAAUAUUAAAUGUAAAUUGUUUAGGUUUUUAAAAUAUCGUUAUUUUUUACUAUCGAAGCUCGGCUCAUCAGGGCUAUUUGUUUAGUCUUAAUUGUUAAAUGAUUUCACGUUAGGAAACAGUCUUGGAGCUCAUUUGAUUGAAUUAAUUAGUUAAUAUUUUUUAAGAUUUAAUCAUUACUUUGGAUUGAUUGGAAUAUAUUUGAUUAGAACAUUUUUCUCAUAUAUCAUAAUAUUCAUUAUAUUUCAUUCAUAAUAAAUAGUAUCGGUAUUAAAAUAAUAUGAAUUGUGUUUAGUACAGAAUUAAUAUUUUUUUAAUUUGUGAAUUGGUUGGCUCUGGUGUCGAACGCAGAGAAAUCUGUUAAAUGAAAGCUUUUUGAUGAACUUGUUCCAUUAAGGGUGGAUUCGACCAAACUUAAAUUUAUACUCGAGUAACUAUACGAGGAAUAACCUAUUCCAUGAUUUUAAUCUCGAGUAAAUCCAUAGUCGUUUUUCCACGUAUACUUGCGCUAGGAAUAACAAUACGCGAAUAGCAGAGUGAAUGGUGAACAAAAAUAAAAUCCGGCAAAUAAAUGUUGUUGUUCAACGGCAUAGUGCAAGAGCAUACAAAUCGUCAACUCGAUUUUGCCGUAUUUUAGUGUGAAAAAGUAGCUGUUGUGAAAGAUAUCCAGCUGUCAAACGUAUUAUUUUUAUUUGUUGUUUGUUUGAGGGAAUUGUCAAGUUUCAAGUGUCAAGAAAUCAGAUGUUGGACUGACUGACGCCAUUACUUUAUUCUAGGAAUAGCUCCGUUAUUCCGUGCGCAACGGCGGUAUAGUAACAAUUCCCGAAUAGGCCCACUAUUCUUAGAAUUGUAGAUGGUAAAACGUAAAAUUGAUUUACUCUCGAUUAACUGACGAGUUAUUCUAAGAAUAAGAUUUACUCUUGUUUGGUCGAAUCGACCCUUAAAGAUCGAUGAGUGUUUUAGAAAAACUGCUUCUAAAACAUUCAUCGAUCGAUGAUUUUAUAUUUAUUUCAAAAAUUAAUUUCAGAUAUCUCAAAGCAGACACGAAGCUUAUCACGUGUUAUAUAAUUUCAAUUAAUAUUUUUGACAUGAAUUGCAUUUUUUGUAUUUGAUUCUUUUAUUAAUCAGAAUUGUUUUUUUUUUUAAGAUGAAUUAUAAGUUUAUUAUCAGUUACAUCCAUAUCACAUACGAGCUUCGAGUACACUCGUGGGUAAAUAAAUAAUUAUUUUACCUAAAUUAAAUAAAUUGUUGAAAAACAUACUGUUCCCUUUGUUUUUAUUGGGCUGUUGUUGUAAAUAAAUAAAAAAUUCAUGUUUUUAGGCAA